Pelagomonas calceolata is the source of this 2120-nucleotide messenger RNA. NCBI's taxonomy places the organism in Eukaryota, Pelagophyceae, Pelagomonadales, Pelagomonadaceae. The record is from the annotation of a GenBank genome assembly.
AGCAACGCGGAAUUAUCGCGACUCAACAACGCGGAUUUCGCAGCUCCAGCGUGUUCCCGAACUGCCUUCGGGGCUGCAUACUGCUGCAGAUACGCGGUGCCACCCGCCCAGCCAACGCGACGCCGCGCCGACGUCGCGCGGCUUCACAACCAAGCCCCCUUGCUGCAGAGCCGUCGCAAACGAACGAGCAGGACGAUGGGCGACCCCAUGGAGACGGAACCCACGUCCCCGAAACAAGUAGCAAAAUCCGAGGCCCCGACACCCAUCAGAAGGAACCCGCGCCCCGUGCUCGCGAUGUUACGAGCGCCCCAGAUCGGGCACCCCCAAACAUUGACGGAGAUUCGCUUCGAGGAGUGGUGCACGCGCAUUACAAGAGACUGCCGCCUGCCCGGGGCGCUGCGAAAGAUACCGGCGGCGCUGGCGGCGUCGAAGCAGGGCUUCUUGGCUUUUUUGGAUCCCGCAUCGUUAGCUUCCUUUGGCGCGACGGGCGUGGCCAUGCGCGGCCGGCGCUCGCGAGGCGGCGAGUCGUCGUUGGUCGAGGCCGCGGCGGCCAUCUUGUGUCGCGAGUUCUUCAGAGAUGCGAGGCCAGAUACGGCAAGACCGGGCAAGGCCACGUUAUGCCCGGGCGACUCCUCCUUACUCCCCAUGAGACGGGGCCACGACCUGCGAACAAUACGGGCGUCGUGGCUCGCGCGGCUCGACGCCUUGCGGACGGGCGUCGUCAUCGUCGUCGACGUCGCGACGUACUGGGGCGCGUGCGACGAACUGAAGGCGCUGGCGAACCACGCGGUGUCGCAGUUGGACGAGAACCAGUGCCAGAUUCGGUUGCGAUCGUUGCGGAUGGACGACUCCGGGGAUUUGGCGGCAUUAAGGUUGCGAUUGAAGAACAAGCAGCUUUUGACUAGACAACCGCGCGUUUAUGAAAUUGUCGAUGGGCGACGGGAACUGCUCUCGGAAGCAUCUAAUUUACUCGCGGACUGCCUCCACGCCCCGAUGCAGUGGAUUCGCGAAAAGGAGGGUACGUUGCUCGGCGUAGCUACGCGCAGGGACCCGUUCAACGCCGGCGGCAUGCUCGCGGACUUGCUACCCGCGCUCCAGGGCGUCCGGUGGGACCCUUGUAGUGGAUUGUGGUCGACGGUCGAUCUAUUUUCGUCGGAAGAGUGCUCCACAUCAAUAAUCCAGGGCUGCGACGAGGGCUUCAAGCUCGACCAACUCAACUUCAGGAGGACGUUCGUCGUUUCCAGUCAAUAUGGCUUGGUCGUGGCCCAAACGGCGUGUCGCGCGCACGGCCUGAACGUCUUGAACGCCGCGGCCGCCUCGACCGUACCCAAGGAAAAAGCUGAUUGUAGGGAGUGGGUCGUCUCUACGGUCACUGGUAAAAAAUUGCCCUCGCUCAAGCCCUGGCGGCCGGUCAAAAAUCUUAAAUUGCUAGUCGUGACGGCGCCGGCGAAAAUGAGGACAGAAGAUGAAGCCAACCCCUUUGCGAGGUCAACCCCCUUUGACAUCGGCAAGCCGCCGCGCAUGCCCGGCGCCGUCGACGACUCGGGCGAGCGCAGGGACGCGGCCAUGAGGUGGCUCGAACGAAGGCGAACAACAAGAGGUGAGACGCUCGUGGCCGUCGCGGAAGAAGAGGACUUGAAUAAUGCUCUCACGAUAUAUGUCUUGGACGACGUCGCGAAGGCGUGGAUCGUCGUCGGGUGCUCGUCGAUCCCCAAAGAGCUCCGCAACGUCUGCGCCUGCGACGGCGCCGUGUUGUUGGAUUCUUUGGUGGGCGCGGAGGUCUUCGAUUUUGAUGUGUUGGGCUGGCGGUCGUGUCCCUCUAAAAUACCGGAAAAGGACGAGAAGUUCCAUUUGGGCUGCGCGUUAACAUCGCCCGACGGGUCCGCCGUUUUGCUGCGCGACGGCGGGUCCCGCUGUCGGUCCUUGGUGUCGCGCGUGCGGCGCGACGACGUGAGUGAAGCGGCGCCCACCAUCUCACGGGGGUCACCUUUACCUGACGGCCUGCGCCUCGACCGGCUCGUCCAGGAUCCGCGGGCAGAAGGCCACGACAAUGGGUUCGGGAUGUGCCUGCUGCCGAUGCCUAUCUGAUGAGCCGCGUAAGAUUCAAGACUCGUCCCUGC